UCCAAGUUCUAUAUAAACCACACUCCACCCCACACCAUUUCUCACACAGCAAUUCAAAACUACCUUUCAACUUUCAAGUCUUAGCAAAUCAUUCCCCUGUUUUUUCAUCAUGGCCCCUGACUUAACCACCGCUGCUACUCCCAUUACCACCACUGAGCAACCCUUAGCCACCCGUGCCUUUGUCACUUUCCUUGCCGGUAACGGUGACUAUGUGAAGGGUGUUGUUGGGUUGGCCAAAGGACUGAGGAAGGUUCAGUCAAUCUACCCUCUUGUGGUUGCUAUUUUGCCUGAUGUUCCUGAGGAGCACCGUAAGAUCUUGCUCUCUCAAGGUUGCAUUGUCAGGGAGAUUGUGCCGGUGUACCCGCCGAAGAAUCAAACCCAGUUUGCCCAUGCCUAUUAUGUAAUCAAUUACUCCAAGCUGCGUAUUUGGGAGUUUGUGGAGUACAGCAAGAUGAUCUACCUAGAUGGUGACAUUCAGGUUUUUGAGAACAUUGACCACUUGUUUGACAUGCCUGAUAACCAAUUUUAUGCUGUGAAGGACUGUUUCUGUGAGCCCAGUUGGCGCCACACUAAGCAGUACUCAAUCAAGUACUGCCAACAAUGCCCUGAUAAGGUUGACUGGCCCUCUAAUUUUGGUCCUAGGCCCCCUCUCUAUUUCAAUGCUGGGUUUUUUGUUUAUGAGCCUAAUUUGGAAACUUACCAUGAUCUCCUCAAAACAUGCGAAGCCACCACACCCACUUCCUUUGCUGAACAGGAUUUUCUGAACAUGUACUUUAGGGAUAAGUACAAGCCUAUUCCUAAUGUGUACAACCUUGUGCUGGCCAUGUUGUGGCGUCAUCCUGAGAAUGUUCAACUUGACAAAGUUAAAGUUGUUCACUAUUGUGCUUUUGGAUCAAAGCCUUGGAGGUUCACGGGAGAGGAAGAGAACAUGGACAGAAAAGACAUCAAGAUGCUUGUGAAGAAAUGGUGGGAUAUUUAUGAGGAUGAGACAUUGGAUUGGAACUACAUUAAUCCAAGCUACACGGAGAAGGUGUUGAUUGAUGGUGGUGGCGUUAAGAAUGUGUCUGCUCCAUCUGCUGCUUAAUAUGCUUGACUAAAAGUCUCUAUUCUAAGAACUAAUUUAAUUUAGUAUUUUGGUGUUUUUUUUUUCUUUUUUAAGGUCUUCUAUGUGGUUUUAAUUUGGGUAUGACCUUCCUUGUAAGUAAGGAAAGAGUCACGUAUCGUAUGACUUUUGGUGGAUAGGAUUUUGCGGGGCCUUUUUUGCGAGUCCAUUUUCAUUUUGUUGUCCUUGAUCAGCGGUUAAAUGCUGGGCUGUGGAUACCUUUAAUUUCAAUUGGAACUUUUUAUUUGCCUUAUAUUUCUUUUCCUUCUCACAAUUUUCU
Messenger RNA from Lotus japonicus, 1382 nucleotides. Its product is annotated as galactinol synthase 2-like. The transcript is spliced from 4 exons. The coding region runs from base 110 to 1084 and encodes 324 amino acids. Gene Ontology annotation, molecular function: glycosyltransferase activity. NCBI's taxonomy places the organism in Eukaryota, Viridiplantae, Streptophyta, Magnoliopsida, Fabales, Fabaceae. The record is from RefSeq and is a predicted model, not a curated record.